This is a messenger RNA of Ogataea philodendri, 405 nucleotides long. RefSeq lists its product as uncharacterized. NCBI's taxonomy places the organism in Eukaryota, Fungi, Ascomycota, Pichiomycetes, Pichiales, Pichiaceae. The coding region runs from base 1 to 405 and encodes 134 amino acids. The transcript is spliced from 2 exons. The record is from RefSeq and is a predicted model, not a curated record.
AUGAGAGAGACUAGUGCGUAUUCACUUGGUUUCAGCUACCAGAGGCUGGUGCUACCUUUAUUCACGGUGCCAACGCAAAACGAACUCCGUCAAUCUCAAACGGAGCCCGACUUGCCCCCCUCAUACUCAGAAACACAAUUGGCUGAAAUACCCGCCCCGUAUACCGGAAUUAAGUCCUCGUAUUCUGUUCCGGAGUUGAAAACGACGAAAUGCUAUCGUGACUAUAAGGGCCGUCUGCGCCAGGUUCGAGUGGCGCAGUUUUUAGACCCUUCCACGAUGAAAUUUUAUGACGAAAUACUGAUUGUUCCUGAUAUCGUCCCAGAAUAUAUACAGGGCAUUGAGCCUCAUCGAGAAUCCAAUAUUUUAACGGUUCCUGUUCAAGCCCAUUCAUACAAUUUACGCUAA